UUCCACCGUUACCAGAACGUUCCGUAACUUCUCUCUCUGAAUAAAUGGCAAUCGGCUUCUAUCUCGUCAAUUGCUCAUUUUCGUUCCUUCAGCGGCAAGAAAUUUGCGUUCUUCCCGAAGAAAAGUCAAAAGAAAAAAUCCCUGUUCCAAUCGCUCCGCUGAGGUUAGCAUUGAGAAAAUGCAGAGGGGUAGAGGUGGCAGAGGCAACUUCUUUGAUUUUGGGGAUCCAUUUGCUAGUUUUGGCAGUUUUGGGGAUCACAAAAGCAUCAUGUCUAGCUUCUUCGGGAAGGACCCAUUUGAUGACCCUUUUUUCAGUCGCCCCUUCGGAAGCAUGUUUGGCCCUAGCAUGCUGGGACCCAGCAUUUUUGGUGAAGGUGGGAGCCUUUUCAUGGAUUCUCCCAACUCUGGUUUCCUGGAGCACCAAGCUCUGCCACCCAGUAAAUCGACCAGACCGAUAAUACAGGAGUUAUCCUCUGAUGAUGAAGGUGAAGACAGGAGGGGUAAGGAUGGGAAGGGUAAUUCCAGGUCCAGUGAUGAGCCAUUUGUUCAACACCCGGAUGAAGAAACUGAAGCUUGCGACGUGAAAUGUUACUUGCAAAUGGCCUUAAAAAAACUGCGAUUGGAGUUGCAUCUUGCAGAGAGAAGUAAGCAUAUGCAGUGUAGGAAUGAAUAUAACAGGGCACAGAGAACACGGCCGCAGAGCCAGACCUUCAGCUUUCAGAGCUCCAGUGUGACUUAUGGUGGUGCCAAUGGGGCAUAUUAUACUUCAUCCAAAACCAGGAGGACGGGUAGUGAUGGAAUGACUUUGGAAGAGAGCAAAGAGGCAGAUACAACUACUGGUAGAGCAAGUCACAGAAUCUCUAGAGGAAUUCAUGACAAGGGUCACUCCGUCACAAGGAAGCUUAAAUCAGAUGGGAAAGUGGACACUGUCCAGACACUGCACAAUCUGAACGGAGAUGAGCUUGCUGGUUUUGAAGAGGCAUGGAAGGUGAAUGCAAAAAAGCACUUGCCUGGAUGGAACCACGAAUUCGACAUGCUCAACAGUGGCCACGAAGACAAUAUAGGAAAUAGUGGUGGUAGGCGGGAUGGACGGGCAUCACAAGGAUGGGCACUUCCAUCAACAGAGUCGCCACCGAACCGAGAGAGGAUAAGAUCUCAAGGUAAUGCUCGGGCCAACUCUUCUUCGAGGAGAGCGUAAGUGCUUAUUAGUAGUCUUACCCAACAGUUUAGUUGGCUGUCUACUGAGGCAUCCUCGGUACUAGGGUUUUUGUUAAUGAUUGUUAUCCAAGCUGAAAAUUCUAUCUGCGAGUUAUAUGUGUACCUUCUGUACUGCACUAGAUUAGUUUCAAUGGAUGUAAUUGGUCAGCAGACUAUUGAAAGAUAUUCUUGAGAUGGGUUGUGGACAAAUUUAUGCUCUGUGUAUUCGUGUUGAGCAUGGACAAAACCGAUGGCUAUCCUCUACGAAUUCGUCUCCGAAUCACCAUGGAUUUUAUACAUGUACAGUUGAUGUU
Molecule: messenger RNA, 1511 nt
Organism: Magnolia sinica
Lineage: Eukaryota; Viridiplantae; Streptophyta; Magnoliopsida; Magnoliales; Magnoliaceae
Exons: 7
Coding region: 179-1198 (339 amino acids)
Source: RefSeq, a predicted model, not a curated record